UAAAAGGAAAACUAAAAUAUACAAAAACAUCUGCACACUAAUAAAACUAUUCAUUUCCAACAUGACAUCUCUCCAUGAAUUGGACCCCCCCCCCCUGCCUCCUGCUUCCUGUAGGUCAAGAGGAAGGGAAGAGAUUGAAGAGCCAACAUGGGAGUAGAGAUUGAGACCAUAACUCCGGGAGAUGGACGGACCUUCCCGAAGAAGGGGCAGCGCGUCGUGGUUCAUUACGUCGGCACUCUGGCCGAUGGGAAGGUGUUUGACUCCUCGAGGACCCGGGGGAAACCGUUCAAAUUCAAGAUUGGACACCAGGAGGUGAUCCGAGGCUGGGAGGAAGGAGUAGCGCAGAUGAGUGUGGGUCAGCGGGCGAAGCUGAUUUGCUCUCCGGACUUUGCGUACGGCAGCAAAGGACACCCGGGCAUCAUCCCGGGCGACGCCACGCUCACCUUCGACGUGGAGCUCAUCGGCCUGGAAGCCUGAACUCUGCUCUCAUUUUGUCUAAUUCCACUCAAAUCUUCAGGGUUGACUCCUAUCUCGGGAACAUGGAGGAAAGCGGGCGGAUGAUUCCUGCCCGUGAUCCCUGCAUAGGACCUGUGUCUCUCUCCUCACCUCUUCACUCUCCUCUCAUCUAGAAGCCAUCGUGUUUCCUGUCACUUGCUUUAAAAACGUUAUCCUCCAGUUCUCCUCUCUAGGUUCCAUUCAGUAAUAAGUCAUAGGCCACCCCCCCACCCCCGUGUUUUGUCUGCUAUGUAUUUUUAUGGUGAUGUUUUUUAUUUUUUAUCUGACUUUACAAAUUGUGUCUGCCACCAGGAGCAGGUUUUAGAUCAAACGUGUCAUAAAUAUUCAAUCAGUGUCAUUCCUGUGGCUCCGUGGCCUUUACAAAUUGUAUUGAUCGCCGGUUUGGACUUUUAAAAGAAACGUUGUGAUGCGUGAUCACUUUAUUGGGUUUAAUCUAAAGAAUGAACACGUCGUGAACCAGGGGUUUAUGAAUUAAGCACAGUAUCGCCGUGCAGGUCUCUGUCCGACCUGCAGCAUCGUUUCUUAAUUUAUAAGAGUUAAUAUUCACAGCGGGACGGAUCCAGUCCUGGCUCGUAAAACACCCGGGGAAACGUCUUAUUUUGGAUGCAUAAACAGAAGGUUUUGGUCUCUGGUUUAAAUAAAGGUGCAUGGGGGGCUCCCCGCGGAGACCUGUCGGCACGUCUCUGGGUUUGUGGUUAUCUUUGUUUGAAGGAGUUGUGUGUACGCUGUGGAUGAUGUUGUAAAGGUCUGUCUUUACUCUAAACACAUUAAAAGAGUAAUUUUAACACAAA
This is a messenger RNA of Eleginops maclovinus (Patagonian blennie), 1307 nucleotides long. RefSeq names its product FKBP prolyl isomerase 1Aa (gene fkbp1aa). Gene Ontology annotation, cellular component: sarcoplasmic reticulum membrane; cytoplasm. Gene Ontology annotation, molecular function: peptidyl-prolyl cis-trans isomerase activity. The transcript is spliced from 5 exons. NCBI's taxonomy places the organism in Eukaryota, Metazoa, Chordata, Actinopteri, Perciformes, Eleginopidae. The record is from RefSeq and is a predicted model, not a curated record. Gene Ontology annotation, biological process: protein peptidyl-prolyl isomerization. The coding region runs from base 148 to 477 and encodes 109 amino acids.